GAAGGGUUUCGUCGUCGCGCGUGGUCUGGAACGAUGGGGCCUCUUUCUGGGGAGGCUGAUGGUCCUUUUCGCUAUCUUUCACGGGUCCCCCUCUUGAUUGCCUGCGUUUGUUGUUCACGGAGUCGUAAAGAUUCUUUCAUUUUCAUAUGGAUCCUCUUUAAGGCGCGGUCGCCGUCUGGGCUCGCCAAAUCGGCAUCGAUUAUGAAUGCUCCUCUUGGUUUCCUCGAAGACUCGUGCUUGACUUUGGAAACCCUCACCUGGAUCCUCGGUCGCCUUCUGGUGUGCCAAAAAAUGGUUUCUUUUUUCCUCGAGUGGCUGGAUUAUAUUAGUUGCAUCCGUCCGGCGUUCUUGUUGACCUUGAUUUGUGCUGCUGCGGGUGGAGGAUGUGGAACGGUUUGGCCUCCGAUCUUGUUCCCUUGGUUCUUCCCUAAUUCUUCUCCUAGUUGUCAUGCGAGGAAUUGAAAGCUUCGACAUUUGCGUUUCGUUGGGUCGGUAACUCGGUCACAAACGAUCCUUUUGGGUCUUUUUUAACCUUUCCAUGCUGCAGUGCUUGCAGGACAUGGGUUUGGUGGUCUUCUUACAGAUCAUAUAGUGUCAUUUUCUGCACAACCUGCUUGUAGACACUAGCAUUUUUUGUUGUGUAUAGUGGAGCAAAAGUUGGGGUUUGUGAAUCAACUUGAUUUGGGGAUCAGAGAAUGCCGCUUUUGGAACUGAUACCGAUCGGAACAAUCUUGGCACUGCUGACAGAUCAGGUCUUACAAACAGCAACAGCCGCAAAGGAUGUUCUUAUUGAGAAAGAAAGUUUUAAAGCAUUAUCAAAGUAUCUCUAUGAUAUCGAACCUGUCUUGAAACAAUUGCAGCUUCAUGAGUUGAAUGACACUCAAGCUGUGAGACAAGCAUUGGAGUUUCUUAAAGAAGAUGUCAAGAAGGCAAAGGACAUAGUGGAUAAAUAUAAGAACCGUGCACGCUUUUAUUUACUUGUAAGAUGCCGAAACAUUGUCAGAGAGAUACAAGAUGUCACAAGGGACAUUGGAAGGUCUCUUGGUGCUUUGUCCCUUGCAAGCACUGAAGUCCUCUCUGAUUUAUCAGAAAGGAUGAAUAGGAUUCAUGGAGAAAUGCAGAAGGCUGAGUUUGAAGCUUCUCAAGCACAGAUCAGAAUUGUUGAGAAGUUGGAUCAAGGACUUCGUGAGAGGAAAAGUGAUCAGACCUUUGCAAAUCACAUGCUGGAAGAAAUUGCAAAAGCAGUGGGUGUGCCUAUUGAGCCAUCAGAAAUAAGUGAAGAACUUGCUAGUUUAAAAAGGGAAAAGGAAGAAGCAGCUGCUCGUAAGGAAAGGGCAGAAGAAAUCUUUUUGGAGCAAGUUAUUGAACUUCUAUCUCAUGCUGAUGCUGCUGUUGAUCAAGAGGAAAUUAAACAUCAUUAUCAACGUAGGGUCCAGACUAUAGAAAACUAUGCUCCACAGGAUGAGUCCAUUAAACCUUUGAACUCAUUUAUGUGUCCCAUAACAAGAACAGUGAUGGUCGACCCUGUCAGCCUUUGCACUGGAACUACAUGUGAGCGAGCAGCCAUCGAAACGUGGUUUGAAUUUGGACAUGCUAUAGAUCCAGAGACACACCAAAUUCUUGAGGAGUUCUCACUAAGAAGCAACAUCGGUUUGAGACAGUCCAUUGAGGAGUGGAGAGAGCUCAACUAUUGUCUUAAGAUUAGGUCAGCGAAGGGAAAAUUACAAUCUGGUGAUGAUUCAGCAUGUGCUAAUGCUCUCGACCAGUUGCAGGACGUUAUUAAAGAAAAUCCAAUCUGCAAGGAUUGGAUUGCUCUAGAGGGGCUUAUUGAUAUCAUCCUUUUGACAGUUCCAAGUAGCCAUGAUAGAGAUUUAAAGAAAAAGGCUUUAGCAACAUUAACUGUUAUAGUUGAAGGGCAUGCUAAAAAUAAGGAAAAAGUGGUUGAAGCUGGUGGACUUGAUCAUAUAGUUAUUUGUCUGGGACGUGGUCCAGACAUUUCAAGGGCUGCAAUUGAGUUACUAUUUGAACUACUGCAUGAUGGUUCAAGGUGGUAUAAAUCUACAUGUAAGAAACUUAAGCAGCUAAAAAGCUCCAUUCUUUUUCUCGUGAUGCUUCUGAACAAUGAAGUCAGGGAGUCAGCAGAAAAAUCUGAAGUUAUUUUAUGGAAGCUUUGCGAAGAUGAUGAUGAUACUAUUUUAUCUGCAGCUGCUUCUAGUUGGUACAAGCCACUCAUCGAUCGUCUCAGUCAUGGUCCAGAGUCAUCAAGGAUAUAUAUGGCGAGAUCCAUUGUGAAAAUGGAACUGAUUGAUCAGAACAUAAGGCUUCUUGGUGAUGAAGGAGCGAUCCAUCCAUUGGUAGAGUUGGCAUCUGGAAAUCUUGAAGCGAAAGAUUCAGCUUUCUCUGCUCUAGCCAAGUUGUUGAGUUCCCGGGAUAAUAAAAGGUUAAUUGCUGUAGCAGGAGGGGUUCCCCUGGUAAUAGAACAAAUAUCUUCUUUGCGUGUCCCCUCAAUUAUUGUUGGUGAGUGCUGUGAGAUUCUUGAGAAUCUCACUUCAGACGAUGGCAUAGAAUUUCUUGUUGAUGCAAAUGGAAUGCAUCUCGCAUUGGAGGCUAUCAUAACCAACUUAAUCGCCAUGCUUCAAAAUUCACAUUACUCGCCAAACAUUUUGAAGCCAGUCCUACUCACACUUUUGAAUAUCUACAAGUCAGACCAAGUAAUUUCACAGAAGGCAAUUGCUGCAGCUAAUGGUGUUUCUGUUAUAUUUUCCUUGCUUGAAGAUCGCGACAGGAAAAUGCAAGAACUUGCACUUAAGCUCAUCUAUCAUCUUUCUCAGCAUGAACCGGAUGGUAUAACAAGUUUCCUCCUGGAUAAAAGGCUGGAGACAGUCGUUGACUUUCUUGAAGAUGGCACUCAAUGUGAUGUGCAAACAGCAGCAACAGGGUUAUUAGCUUGUCUUCAGAGCUCUGAGGCAGCACUUAAUGAAAGAUUGAUUCAGUUAAAUGUAUUGCCACUACUUAUGAGCAUACUCAAUACGAGUAAUACUGAAGCAAAAGAAAAUGUGCUCAGGGCCCUUAUCAGGUUUGUAGAUCCAAGUGAUGUUGAGAUGCAACGGAGGGUGGUAAAACUGGGAGCCUACCCAUUGUUUGUGAGCAUCUUAAAGUCUGGUAGCUUAACAGCCAAGGCAAGAGCAGCAGCUUUAAUCAGCAAACUGUCAUCGAGCAGUUUCACGCUAACUGUUGCACCAGUUACGACUGGCUGCUGGUGUUUCCGAGCAGUAUCCUUCCCUGCAUGUGAGGUGCACGGUGGAAUAUGUGAUGUCACUUCUAGUUUUUGCCUUUUAAAGGCGCAGGCAUUACCCGAGCUGAUAAGAUUGUUGAAAGAGCACGAAGAUGCAACAACUUAUGAAUCACUUCACGCGAUGGGGACUUUGAUUCAGGAUGGUUCGUCUUGUAGAGUUGCCAAGGUUCUACAUGAAGCAGGUGGCAUCAAUCCAAUAGUGGAUAUUUUGAGUUGGGGAACACCAACCUUAAAGGAAGAAGCUCUUGUAAUACUAGAGAAGUUAUUUCAGUACAGGGAAGUUGCGGACUUCUACCGUGCAGUAGCAAAAAUCCCGCUUAUUGGUUUGUCCACCAAGAGCAAUGAGAAUGGGCAUCUCGGACGGAGGGCUGCUCAGGUCCUGUUAGAGCUCGACCGCUACUCCAAAUCAAGUUCGAUGCCGCUUACUUAGAUGGUAUGCAUUCAUCUAAACUGUGACCAUGCUUUCUGUCAGAUUCCUCCGCAAUUUAUAACAUUUUGGUGCUAAAAAACCCUGCCUCAUUCAGCCAUUUUCCA
Molecule: messenger RNA, 3829 nt
Organism: Musa acuminata subsp. malaccensis (wild Malaysian banana)
Lineage: Eukaryota; Viridiplantae; Streptophyta; Magnoliopsida; Zingiberales; Musaceae
Source: RefSeq, a predicted model, not a curated record